Messenger RNA from Aethina tumida (small hive beetle), 666 nucleotides. RefSeq names its product protein seele (gene sel). The transcript is spliced from 3 exons. Lineage: Eukaryota; Metazoa; Arthropoda; Insecta; Coleoptera; Nitidulidae. The record is from RefSeq and is a predicted model, not a curated record. The coding region runs from base 87 to 629 and encodes 180 amino acids. Gene Ontology annotation, cellular component: endoplasmic reticulum.
AAAUACGUGUCAAUAACAAAAAUGUACGAUAUUUUAGUUUAGUUUAGUUCACUGUAAUUUUCGGCCAGUCAAUUGUUGUUGUCAAAAUGAAAGUCCACAUUAUUUUAUUAGUAUUUUUACAAAUAUGCUUCGCGCUCACUUCGAAGAUAGACGUUGAAGAAUUAAAAUGUCUAGUUUGCAGACAAAGUAUACAAGAACUGAACAGCGCUGUGAAAAAAUUGGAUCCAUCAAAACAAGUGGAUGUAGGAGGUUACAGACUGGAUGCCGAUGGAAACUAUAAACACAAGACUGUUUCCGAAAACAAAUCGGCACUGAAACUUUCCGAAUUAAUUGAAAAAGUGUGUGAUAAAAUGGAUGAUUACGUUCGAGCUACUGGCAAAGAGGACGGCAAGUUGUUCCUGCUUAAACUGAUGACUGAGGAUGGUAAAAUGAAUCCAAAAAUGUCUGAGGCUGAUAUCAUACAAGAUGAUGAUUUGAACAAGAGUGUUAAGUACAAUUGUGAAGUUCUGGUCGAAGAAUAUGAGGAUGAGAUAAUAAAAUUGUACCAAACAGAUAAUGAGGAUAUUGAGGCUGAAGUGUGUAAUAAUAUAUCAAAUUAUUGUAAACAAAAUGCUAGGGAAGAAUUGUAAUUUAAUUAGCUAUAAAUAAAUUUUUACUGUUUUGUUA